AUGCCUUCACAGGCUGCUUCAGUUUCAGCCCUUCUGCUAGGCCUAACCACCUGCGCCUCGGCAGCUCUAUAUGACCAAGUUAUCCAGACUCAAUAUGGCCCCAUUCAAGGCUAUGCAGCAUUCAACAGCCCCUUCACCGGCAACCUAACACACUGGAAAGAUAUCACCGUCUGGAAAGGUAUCCCCUUCGCCGCCACCACGGCUGGCGAGAACCGCUUCAAACCACCGCAACCGGUGACGGGAUGGACCGAGACUUUCAACGCCAGUUCAUGGGGUGAUAUAUGUCCUGAUUCUUCGUCUUCUUCAAGCUAUACCGUCUCCGAGGACUGUCUGAGUCUCAAUAUAUGGAGCGCAGCAAACUCGACGGAUGCAAAGUUGCCCGUUGUGAUGUGGAGUUAUCCAGGCCUGUCCACUGCGGCUGAUGCUCUGUUUGACGGUGGUGGUAUGGCAGAUCAGGGUAUUGUGUAUGUCAACUACAACUAUCGCGCGUCCAGCUUUGGGUGGCUUGCUCUUCCUGAAUUGUCAGAAGAACGAUAUGAGGAAACAGGUUACAAUAGCUCGGGAAACUGGGGCAUGCUGGACCAGUUUGCAGCGUUGCAGUGGAUAUACGAGAAUAUUGCGAAUUUUGGCGGUGAUCCUAACCAUAUAACUGUCAUGGGCCAGUCUUCCGGUUCAGCGGCGACAUACCACAUCCUGAACAGUCCGCUUACAAAGGGGUUAAUUAAAGGUGCGAUUAUCGAGAGUGGUGUUCGCGAUCCUCAGGAUCCGCUAUGCACGAGUUUAGCAGAGAGUUAUACCCCUCUCAAUGAAAGCCUGCAGGCUGGCAAGGAGUUCAUGGCUAGUCUGAACGUGACCACACUCGCUGAACUCCGCGCGCUGCCCAUGGAAGACCUCGAAAGCAGCCCGAGCAACCCGGGCAGCAUAGAGUUUACUGCGACAUUAGACGGCUACGCAAUGCCAGCGACAUACUAUGAUACAUUGGUCCAGGGACUAGCCCACAACGUCCCCAUAAUCACCGGUAACACCAAAGACGAAAGCGGAGCGGCGUACGGGCUAAACAUCACCGUGGACACCUACCUGAGCGACUUCAACUCCACUUUCAGCGGCGAAUGGCUCGACAAAUUCCUCGCGCUGUACCCGGCUGACAACGACACCGCAGCAAGUGGCGCCGUGAACUCGCAGUGGACCGAUAGGUCGAAAGUGGGCACAUGGCUUUGGACACAGAUGUGGCUUGCGUCCAACGUGACUACUGCCCCGGUUUACAACUAUUAUUGGGACCAUGCGCCUCCCGGCAUGGAUCAGGGCGCUUAUCAUGAAUCGGAGAUUAAUUAUGUUCUUAACAAUCUUUAUGACACGGAUCUGUCCUGGGAGGAGGAGGACUAUAAUAUUGCGCGCCAGAUGAAUGGGUAUUGGGCUAAUUUCAUUAAGACGGGGGACCCAAAUGGUGAAGGACUUACGACCUGGGAUCCGGUCAAUUCUUCGCAGUUGGUGCAGCACGUGGGUGAUGGAUGGGGUGCUAUUCAGGUUGCUCCAGCGGCCAAGAUUGAGCUUUUUAAGGCAUGGUUUGCGACUUUGGAGAAAUAUUAA
Molecule: messenger RNA, 1587 nt
Organism: Talaromyces amestolkiae
Lineage: Eukaryota; Fungi; Ascomycota; Eurotiomycetes; Eurotiales; Trichocomaceae
Exons: 1
Coding region: 1-1587 (528 amino acids)
Source: RefSeq, a predicted model, not a curated record